Linum trigynum is the source of this 3880-nucleotide messenger RNA. NCBI's taxonomy places the organism in Eukaryota, Viridiplantae, Streptophyta, Magnoliopsida, Malpighiales, Linaceae. The record is from the annotation of a GenBank genome assembly.
UAUCGUGAAUCAUAUAUCAUUUCUCAUUUGCUCCUACAAAAAAUGUAGGAAAAGGCGCCACACAAUCAACCCUUUGGAUCGGGUCGGGCACCGAACCCGUUUCUCACUCAACCCGAUAUUGCACUAUUUCCUCCUUCGUCAAUAACACUCGCGGGCACUUUCCUAAUUGCUCACCCACUCUGCCACUCAAACUGAUGAUAAUCAAAACAAUAAAAAAAAAUCCAUUCCACCAACUCCCCAAGAGCUUUUCUUCCAUAUUAAAACCAAAAAGCUCCCUUCCCUUCCAUCAAAAUCCAAUACCGCCAUUUCCCAAUUCCUCCACCGGAAUUCGAGAUCUAACCCCCGCCGCCGCCAUGGCGCUCCAGCUCAUCCUAAUCGGAGUCUCCCUCCUCGCAUCCCUCCCCUUACUCUACUCCCUCCUCUACCGCCUCCGAUUCAAGCUCCCUCCGGGCCCCCGCCCAACCCCCAUCGUCGGCAACCUCUACGACAUCAAGCCCGUCCGAUUCCGCUGCUUCGCCGAGUGGGCGGAACAGUACGGCCCGAUCAUCUCGGUCUGGUUCGGCUCCACCCUCAACGUCGUCGUUUCCAACACGCAGCUCGCCAAGGAAGUGUUGAAAGAGCACGACCAGCAGCUCGCGGAUCGGCACCGGAGCAGGUCGGCGGCCAAGUUCAGCCGCGACGGCCAGGAUCUGAUCUGGGCCGACUACGGGCCUCACUACGUCAAGGUGAGGAAGGUGUGUACUCUGGAGCUUUUCACUCCCAAGAGGCUGGAAGGGCUGAGGCCGAUUAGGGAGGAUGAGGUCACCGCCAUGGUUGAGUCCGUUUACCGCGACUGCUCCGAUUCCGAGAAGAGUUUGCAAGUGAAGAAGUACUUGGGAGCGGUGGCAUUCAACAACAUAACGCGGCUAGCAUUCGGGAAGAGGUUCGUGAACUCGGAGGGCGUGAUGGACGAGCAAGGGCUCGAGUUCAAGGCGAUUGUGUCGAACGGGCUCAAGCUAGGAGCAUCCCUAUCCAUGGCAGAGCACAUCGAGUGGCUGCGAUGGAUGUUCCCCUUGGAGGAAGGUGCUUUCGCUCAGCACGGUGCCCGCAGGGACAGGCUCACCCGAGCCAUCAUGGAUGAGCACACCGAGGCUCGCAAGAAGAGUGGGGAUACGAAGCAGCAUUUCGUCGAUGCGCUGCUCACGUUGAAGGAGAAGUACGACCUCAGCGAGGACACCAUCAUCGGACUUCUCUGGGACAUGAUCACAGCCGGCAUGGACACGACAGCAAUCUCGUCGGAAUGGGCAAUGGCAGAGAUCAUCAAGCACCCGAGGGUUCAGCAGAAGCUCCACGACGAGAUGGACCGGGUCAUCGGCUUCGAACGGAUCAUGACCGAGUCCGACUUCUCGAGCCUGCACUACCUCCAGUGCGUCGUCAAGGAGUCCCUCAGGCUCCACCCUCCAACCCCACUGAUGCUCCCUCACCGGUCCAACGCCAAUGUCAAAAUCGGUGGCUACGACAUACCAAAGGGAUCGAACGUCCACGUCAACGUGUGGGCCGUGGCUCGUGAUCCGGCCGUGUGGAAGGACCCGUUGGAGUUCAGGCCGGAGAGGUUCAUGGAAGAGGACGUGGACAUGAAGGGCCACGACUUCCGGCUGCUCCCCUUUGGUGCCGGAAGGCGGGUUUGUCCCGGGGCGCAGCUGGGGAUCAACUUGGUGACGUCGAUGUUGGGUCACUUGUUGCACCAUUUCCAGUGGAGUCCUCCGGCGGGCGUCAAGCCGGAGGAGAUCGACAUGACGGAGAAUCCCGGGUUGGUGACUUACAUGCGGACGCCGGUGAUGGCUACGGCGACUCCUCGGCUGCCUUCUCACUUGUACAAACGUGUGCCGGCGGAGAUGUAAAAGGGAAGAGGGUGAGGAAACAGAGGAAGCGGGUUAGGAUUUGUCUGUUGUAUUGUACUCAAAAACUACAAGGUGAGUAGAGGACCCAAAUGUUUUUCCCCCUGUACUUGUUUGUAUCAUUUACAAACUUCUGGCAUAAAUUUGAAGAACCCAAUUUUAAUGUUGUGCGUUUUUGGAUAUUUGAUUGUAUUGUUGUGGAUGUCAAUUCGUAGGAUGGUGUUGAGUUGAGUGUGGUGUUUGUGGAAAAGAUGAAAAGCAAAUUAUGAACCUCCGGUGGAUCGGAUGGCACAUCCUUUUCACUCUUUCUCCCCCAACACUCCACUUCCAUUGUGAUAACGUUAGUGGGUUUGGUUGAACUUGGGUCAAAACUCAAUAGUCAAUGGAUAACUCACCAACCAACCCCUUUUUUAAAUAUUAAAAUAUUUUAAAAGUCGUUUAAUUUUUUUUAAUCCCAGAUUUAGUACACCCCUCUGUCGCAAAGUUGCACGUGGGGUUGAGAUUCCUGGGUAAGAAAAAAGAAAAAAAGUUGAUCGACUUGAUCGCCGCCACACGUAGGGUUGGAAAUAGCUACGGUAUCAGUAUCCCAAUACCAAAUGCCGAAAUCCCGAAUACCGAAUUAUACCCGAAUGUCAAUCUCAUUCCCAAUCCCUAAAUAACUUCGGUAUCCCAGUCUCAAUCCCUAAAUAUUUUGGUAUCCCAAUCGGUAUUAUUGAAUACACAAUUAAUUACAUUUGAAAUAAAUAAUUAAAUAUAUAAAUUAGAUUUGAUUGUUUAAUUUAGGGCAGAGAGACUAAGCAAAGAGUCUUGAGUUUGCCUAGAGCUAGGAUAUGGGUAAGGAGAAUGAAGGAGAGGUGACAUCUAAAGUUUUUGUCAUUGGUAAUCUUUAAUUUGACGAAUUGAAUGCCGAGAGUCGACUAAUACUAGUGUUUGCCUUUUGGUGUUAUGAAAAUAACAAGUUAUUAUGUGAUAGAUGAGAGUGAAUUAAAUUGGAAAGUCAAAAUUGAGUUGGAUGGAGACUUUUGAGUUGUGAAACAAAGAUGAAAUGAUCUAUGUAUAAUUAAAUGACACUCUUGGUGGUUGAGGGUUGUGUAGUAGUGAAUGAGAGAGUCUAGCUGAAAGAAUAAAAUACACACUAGCUUAUAUAUCAGUAUUGAUCGGUAUUUCGGUAUAUCCUGAUCCCAAUUCCGUAAUCCCUAAUACCGAAUUACAAUUAAAAUUUAAUCAUAAUCUCAAUCCCAAAAAAUACUACGUGUAUUCGGUAAUACCAAAUAUAAACAAAUUUGGUACGGUAUUCGGUGUUAUCCCAAAUACAGGUACCAAACUUCCAGCCCUAGCCACACGUAUUAUUACCAAUCCGUCCGAUAACGUGCUUCUGUCGUGAUUUUGUGGCUAGUCGGCUCAUGUUUUAUGCAUGAUUCUAUAUUUUUAUGUAUUUCUAUUCAUAAUUAUGAGGUGAUUUAUCAAAUGAUGUAUUUUACAGUCUCACUCACAAAUAACCCAAUUUCUUAAGCUUUGAUCCACAGCAUAUUACAUGUGAAAAUGGGCCGAAUUAUAGCAACUAAUACCCUCUACCAAAACUACUUCUUCAUCGGGCCCAAGAUAGCUGGUUCAGGCACGAUGUUUGGGUUUCUUAGAGUUGGCAUUUUUCACUCAACGGGCCUAAGGACCCAUCGCAAACUAGGCCUCACACUUGAGCCCGUAAUACAUUGAACGCCCUCAAGCCCAUUAUUUGGGGAAAAUUAGGAGAAUUUUUUUUUUAUACAAAAUGUUUUAUCAAUCUAUCUAAGAUCUCCACUAUUGAGAGAAGUCCUCUGAUAUGAAAUGAAGCUUCAAUAACAUGGGGAAAAAAAAACCCACACCUUCUGAUUCGUCAAUCACCACAUCCCUAAAUUAUGCACAAGUUUAUGAAAAUACCAACGGAAUUCAAGCGUUGUGCUCAAUUUUGUUGUUUAUCUUUUGUACGAAUCAUUCCAGCACAAAAAUAUAGUAAUUGUUCUUGA